GACGUGGACCUAUCAGAACUCAUGGUGGCCUGUGCGCCGUACGGCGGACCAAUUGCCACAGUCCGCGAUCCGAACCACCUUCCCAGGCGCGGCAGCAGUGCAGGCUCGGCAGCAGGUUCGGCAGCACAGGCUCGGCAGUACAUAUCUGUGUUCUCAGCAGCUGGGCGGCCGAUCUCGCGGUUUCUGUGGGAACCGCCGGGAGGGAGGCUGAUGGGGCUGGGGUGGAGAGAGGAUGCGGUGGGGGGCCUGGUGCUUGUAACGGUGCUUGAAGACGGCACUGUUCACCAAUGUUCAAUGCAUGGGAAGGGCACUCUCCCCCGCAUCCCCCUCCACACCACCAACCUAGAGGGUAUCACGGAGGCUCACAUAUUCGGCAUGCGAGGGGGAGGAGAUAGAGGAGGAGGAGGGGAAGGGGGAGAUACGGGGGGUGAUGGCGCGGAGGGGGAGGCGAGGAAUGGGGGAGGGGAGGAAGAAGGGGGGAGGAGCAGAGGGGGAGGGGGAGGGCGUGUGGCGGCAGGAGUGGUGUGCUUGACUGAGAGCUGUCAGCUUCUAGCAAUGGUGGACUUCGAUGUGAGUAUAACGAAAGUGGAGGACUUUGAUGUGAGUAUAACGAAAGUGGAGGACUUUAAUGUGAGUAUAACGAAAGUGGAGGACUUUGAUGUGAGUGGAAAGGUGGGUGGUUUUUCCCCUGGCGGGCCCCGGUCUGAACCAGAGGUCUUCCCCCUGGCGGACCCCGGCCUCUCAGAGCCACUAACAGGAACCAGAGGAGCCAGAGGUCUUCCCCCUGGCGGACCCCGGCCUCUCAGAGCCACUCACAUUGGCAAACCCCUCGGGCCAAACUCCUUUCGCUCGCACUCCCACCAACCGUACCCCACCCAACAGGAACCAGAGGUAUUCCCCCUGGCGGACCCCGGCCUCUCAGAGCCGCCCGCCUGCAUGGCUGUGCUGGAGCCCGUGAUGACGUCACUGGAUGACAUCAGCGCUUCUCAGGUGGCGGUGCUGCUGGGAACGGAGGCGGCUCUGCUGCGGGUGGAUGGGGAGACGGUGCAGCGCGUGGGUGCCCCAGAGAUGUCCACAGCAGUGCAGCGCAUGGCAGUGUCAGCUUCCGGAAAGCUUCUGGCGUGCUUCACGGCUGACGGGCAGCUGCAUGUGCUGCUGACGACAGACCUCUCCAGGCGGAUCUCCCACUAUGACACUCAGAUAGUGCUACCACCAGAUGCCAUGGCAUGGUGUGGAGAGGACGCGGUGCUGCUCUCCUGGCAGCACCCCCCUGCCCUCAUGCUCGUCGGCCCUGGGGAUGCCAUCAAAUACUCAUUAGGAGGGGAAGAGGACGACGAGGAGGAGGAGGUGGAGGGGGAGGAGGAAGAUGGUGAGAUAGAGGGAGAGGCAGGAGGGGAAUUGAGUAGGCGCCGCGCGUUCGGCUCGGCAGCUCUUCGCAGUGUGCCAGCGCCAGCAUCAGCGCUUGACACCACCACCACCACCACCACCACCGACAGCUGCCUGAUCCUCAUCCCCGAGUGCGACGGCGUCCGUCUCCUCUCCUCCUCCCACUCCGACUUCAUCUCUCGGGUUCCCGAACCCACCGUAGCCGCCUUUGCUCUCGCAAGCACCGCACCCCCUGCUCUACUCCUAGAGGCGUUUUCGCUGUUCGAGAGGCGGUCGGGGAAGGCGGAUGAGCACGUGAGGGCAAUGGGGGUGGCUGUGAUGGGGGAGGCGGUGCGAGGGUGCAUGCAGGCUGCAGCGCAUGAGGGGGAUGUGGAUGGGCAGAAGCGGCUUCUAGCUGCUGCUGCUUUUGGCAGGGCCUUCUGUAGGAAGUUUCCUCGCGACCGCAUGAUGAGUCUGUGCAAGGACCUGCGGGUGUUGAACGCGGUGCGGAGGGCAGAGGAGGACGGGCUGACCAAUGGCGUGAGGGCCAUGGAGACAGCGGGCAUGCCACUCACUUACUCACAAUACAAGGAGCUCUCCCCUGCACGCCUUAUCGCCCGCCUCUGCUCCACACACCACCACCUGCUCGCCCUUCGGGUAGCCGCAUUUCUCGGCCUUCGCACGGAGAGCGUGUUGGAGCAUUGGGCAAUAUCCAAGAUCCUUUCUGCAUCGCAAAUGCCUGAUGAAGUGCUCUAUGAUACUAUAAUAAAGCAGAUCGACACGGACAAGCGGGGCAGCCUGGCAGUAUCGUUUGCAGCCGUGGCUACAGUGGCGUUUCACACGGGCAGGCACGAGCUGGCCACACGGCUGCUGGAGAGGGAGGUUCAUACAGGCCGGCAGGUGCGCCUGCUGCUGGAAAUGGGAGCAUUCGAGGCAGCUCUAUGGAAGGCGGAGGCGGGGCCAGAUGCGGACUUUGUGUUCCAAGUGCUCUUCCAGCUGCUCGAUAAGGCGCCAGAGGAGCAGGUGUUUGAGCUGCUCAAGAGCCACCCCACUGCCCGAAGCCUCUUCAUCUCAUACUGCAAAAAAUCCGACAUUCCUCUGCUGAUGCGAUUCUAUGAGCGCUCAUCCAUGCACCAGUGUGUGGCAGAGCAGAUCGUGAAGCAGGGGGUGCAGGAGGGGCUGAACAGGUGGGGAGCGGAGAGGGUGAGGGAGCUGGAAGCAGCAGCAGAGCUGCUCUCAAGGACCAGAGACCACGGGUUUCAGGCGAAAGCAGUGGAAGAUUCUGUGAAGCUUCUGCGCUUUCAGCAGCAGUUAGAAGCAGCAGGAGUGCACCUGGCCGCACCCACCACCACCGCCACUGCCACGGGUUCCAGGGCAGCGCUACUACUGGCUGAGACUACAGGCUUGGCUCGCCUGAGGGACUGUCCCCGAGAGGCGCUACUACUGGCUGAGACUGCAGGCUCAGGCCCGCUCAAGGGACUGGGAGGGGCUGGAGAAGUUGUUCCGGAGAGACGUUACUACUGGCUGAGACUACAGGCUCUAGCUCGCCUGAGGGACUGGGAGGGGCUGGAGAAGCUGUUCAAGGAGCGACGCCCUCUGGUGGGGUUGAGGGCUUUCGUAGAAGCGUGUGUGGAGCAAGGCGCUGUGGUGGAGGCUGCUAAAUACGUUGGGAGGAUCGGGGACGCAAGCGAGAGAGAAGAGCUGUCACGUCGGUUGAACCUUCCAGACAUGACAUCUGAAGCAGCAGCUGCCGCAGCAGCAGAGAGGGGCGAGGGUGCCAUUUUGGGUACUCUGCGAUCCUUUGCUGCUGCCGGCAGUGCUGCAGGUGCUGCUGCUGUUGCCGCCAACCCCACAGCUUCCUCCUUUUUCGGUUUCGGCAGUUUAUCAUUCAGUGGUAGAGGUGAAGGAUGA
Closterium sp. Naga37s-1 is the source of this 3276-nucleotide messenger RNA. Lineage: Eukaryota; Viridiplantae; Streptophyta; Zygnematophyceae; Desmidiales; Closteriaceae. The record is from the annotation of a GenBank genome assembly.